AUGGCUUCAACGAUUGAGAGGGUGCCGCAAAUUGCGAAUUCUCGGAGAGGCCGCAGUUUUCUUGGAUUCGACUACCUUGAGCGUUUUACAUCUGCCACUUACGAACUUGUGGUGACUGCUGCCUCCGACUGGGCAGACAAGUAUGAAUGGGGAAAACGCUUCGGGCACAGAGUCAGGAUUAAAGUUACGGAGGAGGACAAACCGUUCAUCGAAGUUUUCAGGGAGAACUAUGAAGAUGAUGAGGACGAAGAAACGGAUGAGAUCGUAGCUUUUAUGCUUCCAUUUCCGCGGUUGCCUCGAUGGGAAGACAGACUUACACACGUUUCGGAAUUUUGUGAAGGGGCAGGCUUCAUCAUUGUCAACUUUAUCCCCGAUGACCCUGGGAACUCUCGUCUGAAAGAUGUGCAGGAACCGAGAGCGUGGAUAUUCGACUGCCAUUUGAACCCUCAGAUCUCGGUUCCGUCAAAUCCGUUGCACGAUCGCCUCUUGACUAACAUCGAGUUCCAUGGAGCACUGCAACAAGAGCGCUUCAGCAAAGAUUCAGAGCCAGAGAUAAUCGGAAAUACUCGGCGAAUAUACAUUAGCAAUCCUAACGGAGUCAGUAUACUUUCGCUCCUCAGAAGAACGCCUGCUUCCCAAGUUGAUGGCUUUCGCAAACUAUUUGCGAACUACUUGAGCCCCAGCCCAGUCCCGGAGCUGAGUCUAAGGGAGACUGACUGGUGGACACCUGGCUUCGUUAUUGAAUGCAACCUACCAUAUCUGGCCAUUAGUACACAGGAUCGGUCGGAUACUCGUAUUUUAUCGAAAAAUAAGAAUUUUCGGGCUCGAGACGACAUAGCUUUUCUGAAUCUCAAGUCCUCGACAACACCAAGAGAUCAACAACAGAGCUCGUGCGUCCCAGAUAACGCCGUUCUCCACGUCGCUGUCUUCUCGCUCAUGAUUACGGGUCGCAGUGAGCAAUACUCAACUACAGUCUGUCUGGACGAUGAGUUUUUUGACCAAGAGUCGAGACUGAUGAGCGACGAAGAAGUCCUAAGUGUAGGCGGGCGUGAAGACCCAAUCACUCUCCAGCCGGAAUUCAAGAGAGCCCGAUCACCAAGAGCAUAUUUGCUCGUAGCUCUCGACAGGCAACUAGAGCGGAUUGUUGAUUAUCACGGGAACGUACUGGAACGACUAAAGAAUAGCAUCGAGAUUUAUAUUGCCAUUCCUGAAGAUCGAUCUCCUGCCAUGGAGGAGUGGAUAAAGCGCUUCCCUCUGGUUCUGAACAAACUGGUACAAUUUAAUUCAAGUCUAGCAAAGAAAGUCAGCCAUUUCUUAACGGACGAUGUCAUGGUUGGCCCAGAUGAAGUGCCUUAUGGCCCAUUAUGGCAGGGCUUGCAGGCCGAACUCGGUGCCAUCAAAUCGUUGCGCGCAAUAAAGCGAUAUUGUACUCAUUUGAGGGACAUUAACACAGGACUCGAGCAUCUCAGAGACGCCUUUGAAGAUGUCAGACGCAAGAGGAAGAACGACUACGCAGCUGAGCAGCAGACAAGAGACCGUACAAUCGAGCAAGUCACGGUUGCAGCGUUUGGAUUGGCCAUUAUGAACUUGAUUGCUCAAGUCUACACCGGCAAGCCAGGCAAAGAUGAUUCAUCCUCUUGGCCAGCAUAUAUUGCUAUGGUCGUCAUCUUCAAUGUGAUCUGCAUCAGUGGAAUUUCUUGCGCUGUUGAUGCCUACCUCGACCCCAAGUCGUGA
Molecule: messenger RNA, 1734 nt
Organism: Fusarium proliferatum ET1
Lineage: Eukaryota; Fungi; Ascomycota; Sordariomycetes; Hypocreales; Nectriaceae
Exons: 8
Coding region: 1-1734 (577 amino acids)
Source: RefSeq, a predicted model, not a curated record